Pieris macdunnoughi is the source of this 1368-nucleotide messenger RNA. Lineage: Eukaryota; Metazoa; Arthropoda; Insecta; Lepidoptera; Pieridae. The record is from the annotation of a GenBank genome assembly.
AUGGCAGCCGAAAGAAGUUCGGAAAACGUCGUCAUGCCGACCUCUACCGAAACAACCGAAGGCGAUCCCUUGUCGGCAUCAACCGAGCACGAUAGCGUUCCUUCAGAUGUUAGUAAUGUUACAAUAAAACGUGGAAUCAAAUCAUCUCGAUUUACAAAUGAUACCAGCUAUAUUACAUCGCCUGCCUCUUUACAAGUUGGCACUCUAGUGCCAGGGACCUCUUUUAAUGUGAUAGCACCGGAUCAGUUGCCACAUUUUAAGCCUAUGCUUUGUGUUGAUAACGGUUUUAUUUCGAGUAGUUCCCUUGCAGAAGAUAUUAAAACUACACAUAUCGUUAUACAAGAAUCAGAUUUGCCGAACCCACAAGAAUCGAAACAUAUAAACUCUAAUACAAAUUCAUCAAUAUCAGGUACGAGCAGCAGUAAUCAGUCAUGGACGGAAACAGCAAAUAUGCCUGUUAUACCGAUAAGAUGCAAAAAUACCUCGGCAGAAUUACACAAAAGCAAGCUUGGGUCUGGUGGCCGUGGAAAGUGUAUAAAGUAUUGUUCUGAAUGGUAUACGCCAAGUGAAUUUGAGGCUUUAUGUGGUAGAGCAUCCAGUAAGGACUGGAAAAGGUCUAUUAGAUUUGGUGGUAAAAGUUUACAAGUGCUAAUUGAAGAAGGUAUCCUGACUCCUCAUGCUGCAAGUUGCACAUGUGGAGCAUGUUGUGAUGAUCUGACAGCAACAGGCCCUGUGAGGUUGUUUAUACCAUACAAAAGAAAAAAACGUAGUCCUCAAGAUGAUAUUCAAACAAAAACAAACCGAUUAAGAUCCAAAGGUAAACAUGAACCAGAAAAGCCUGAUAUAGAUAUGUGUCAUAACAGCAAUUCUAAAGAGACAUGGCAGUCUAUUGCAGAAGAGCUGGAAAGUACCAGUGAUUAUGAUUUGUUAGCUUCUGAUCCCACUCCGGAUACUAUUGCUAUACCAGCACUUAAGGAAAUAGAAGUACCCACUACUAGCAGUGUAAUGAAACGAAUGGAUGAUAUAGUGGACAUAUUUCUAAAAUUAUCUCAGGAGCUAAAGCAAUGUGUAGAAGAUAUUCAUUCAAUAAAUAAGAGUCAAUUGGAAAGACUUGAGCAUGUGAAGGCAUCUGAAUUAUUAGCAACUUCUGUAGAAGCACAAGUUGAAGAUGAGUUUGCUCCAAACACUGUGGAAGCAAGCUCAAAAAAGUGUGCCAAUUGUAACCGCGCCGCAUCAGCAGAGUGUUCCUUAUGUCGUAGAACACUAUACUGUUCAACAUUUUGUCAGAAAAAAGACUGGGCUGUACAUCAAAUUGAAUGUUUGCGUGAUGUACCCACCAUGCUUAUCGUAGAAAGCCAACCCCAAUAA